Molecule: messenger RNA, 5386 nt
Organism: Danio aesculapii
Lineage: Eukaryota; Metazoa; Chordata; Actinopteri; Cypriniformes; Danionidae
Gene: kcnt1b
Product: potassium sodium-activated channel subfamily T member 1b
Exons: 34
Coding region: 512-4276 (1254 amino acids)
Biological process (GO): potassium ion transport
Cellular component (GO): membrane
Molecular function (GO): intracellular sodium-activated potassium channel activity
Source: RefSeq, a predicted model, not a curated record
CAGGUGGUCCAGGAGAUGGCGAUGUAAGCCCUGAAGCAGACAUGAGAGAGGUUGAACGGAUGAUUUAGUGGCUUUUCCUAACAGAAGCAGAGGUGACAACAUCUCCAACGUUUCCCCGCUGCUCCACAUCUCCACAGACACGCGCGCGCCGCCGACUCCCGUUCCUCCUCGCGAAUUGAAGGAUUCGGAGCUCAGUGGACGCGGAGAGAAGAUAAACGUGAACUUCUGGAAGGUCGAAUGAUGAGGAUGAUGAAGAUAUGAUCAUGCUUGAAUACUAACCACUGUCUCAUGGACGCAAAGUUGAGUCGCAGGCGGCGGAGAUGCCGAGCCGGUGCUCUUCUGUGAGAGGAGGGUUUAAUCAGGGUCAUUUUUCCGCCCCUUUAACGCAAGUGUCCAUGGAGGACGGGUCUUUCAGGAGGACAUUUCCAUCGGAAGUCCUUCACGGACACCUCGCAGUGGCUUCUGUAAAAAAUGCGCGGCGCUUGGGUCGCCAGUAACACGGUUAUUUACAAUGAUGGGACCGCGCAGUCAGUCUCAGGCAGAGCCAAGCAUGACUCCGCCACGACGCUCUUCCACUGCUGCUGACAGGUUGCCUACGGAGACCGUUCAGAGAAAUAACAGCAGUAAUACUGGGGUUAUUCUGGAUAUUUCCACGCUGAAAUUGGCAGAUGUGGACUCUGAGGUCCCUCCUCUACCUCCACGAUACCGCUUUCGAGAUCUGCUGCUUGGGGAUCAGUCAUUUCAGAACGAUGACAGGGUGCAGGUGGAGUUUUACGUAAACGAAAACACAUUCAAGGAGAGGUUGAAGCUCUUCUUCAUCAAAAACCAAAGGUCAAGUCUCAGAAUACGCCUCUUCAACCUCUCCUUAAAGUUGUUAACAUGCCUGCUCUACAUAAUCAGAGUCUCGCUAGAUGAUCCAACUAACCAGGUCACAUGUGCACGGAAACACUGCGCAAAUAUCACGGACGCUCUGUGCAGCAAAGCCUGUGCCAACUAUACAGCAAACCUGACCGCAGAUCCCACACAAAUAAACUGGGAGUUAAUAUUUUGGGUGAAUAGAAGAGUUCCUGUUUGGGCGAUACAGGUGACAGUGGCCUUAAUUAGCUUCUUGCAAGCGAUGCUCCUGGUGUAUCUCAGCUACAAGGGCAACAUUUGGGAACAGAUUUUCCAAAUCUCCUUCAUCAUUGAGAUGAUCAAUACAGUGCCAUUCAUAAUAACAAUCUUUUGGCCUCCGCUUAGAAACAUAUUUGUUCCUGUAUUUCUUAACUGUUGGCUUGCCAAAUCAGCGCUGGAGAAUAUGAUUAAUGAUCUCCAUCGUGCCAUUCAGCGCACACACUCUGCCAUGUUCAACCAGGUCCUCAUCCUGAUCUGUACACUGCUCUGUCUGGUCUUCACCGGAGCUUGUGGGAUUCAGCACCUGGAGAGAGCAGGGAAGAAUCUGACACUCUUCGACGCUUUAUAUUUCUGCAUUGUCACCUUCUCCACUGUUGGAUAUGGAGACGUGACGCCCAGAAUCUGGCCCUCUCAGCUGCUGGUGGUCAUCAUGAUCUGUGUGGCGCUGGUGGUGCUGCCAUUACAGUUUGAGGAGUUGGCGUAUCUGUGGAUGGAGAGGCAGAAAUCAGGUGGAAACUACAGCAGACACCGCGCUCAGACAGAGAAACAUGUGGUGCUCUGCGUCACCUCACUCAAAAUAGACCUGCUCAUGGAUUUCCUCAAUGAGUUCUAUGCCCACCCGAGACUACAGGAUUACUAUGUGGUGAUCCUCUGUCCCACGGAGAUGGACAUCCAGGUGCGGCGAAUACUGCAGAUCCCGCUGUGGUCUCAGCGAGUCAUCUACCUCCAAGGCUCUGCACUGAAGGACCAAGACCUCAUGAGGGCCAAGAUGGAUGAUGCGGAAGCCUGCUUCAUCCUCAGCAGCAGAAAUGAAGUGGACCGCACCGCUGCUGAUCAUCAGACCAUUCUGCGAGCCUGGGCUGUGAAGGAUUUUGCCCCAAACUGUCCUCUUUAUGUCCAGAUCCUCAAACCUGAGAACAAAUUUCAUGUCAAAUUUGCAGAUCACGUGGUGUGUGAAGAGGAGUUCAAGUAUGCCAUGCUGGCCCUGAACUGUGUGUGUCCCGCCACCUCUACACUGGUCACCCUGCUGGUGCACACGUCUCGAGGACAAGAAGGUCAGACGUCUCCAGAACAGUGGCAGAGGACGUACGGUCGCUGCUCAGGGAAUGAAGUUUAUCACAUCCGUUUGAUGGACAGCAAGUUUUUUGGAGAAUAUGAUGGGAAGAGUUUCACUUAUGCCUCCUUCCACGCACACAAGAAGUAUGGUGUGUGUCUAAUCGGCACAAAGAGAGAAGACAACAAGAGCAUUCUGCUGAACCCCGGCCCUCGCCACAUAAUGUCCGCCACAGACACCUGCUACUACAUCAACAUCACCAAAGAGGAGAACUCAGCCUUCAUCUUUAAGCAGGAGGAGAAGCACAGUAAAGGGUUAUCGGCCGCCGGCGUGUACGACGCUCCGUCUCGCCUCCCAGUGCAGAGCAUCAUCGCCAGCAUGGUUGAUCAGUCUACUUCAUAUGGAACUGUGGCCAUCGACCUGCAGAACCCGGAUCCACCGGCUGACAGCAAUAAACUGGCUCUGCCCACAGAGAACGGAGCGGGCAGCCGCAGACCCAGCAUUGCCCCUGUGCUGGAGAUCGCAGACUCCUCUGCCAUCCUGCCCUGUGAUCUCCUCAACGACCCCUCAGAAGACGAGACCAACCAAUCAGAUGAGGAUGGAGCGCCAGCCAUAGACUGUGUUAAAGGCUACCCUCCAAACUCCCCUUACAUUGGAAGCUCUCCAACACUUUGCCACCUUCUGCAACAGAAGGCACCGUUUUGCUGCCUGCGACUUGACAAGGGUUGUCGGCACAAUAGUUUUGAAGACGCCAAGGCCUAUGGUUUCAAGAACAAGUUGAUUAUCGUUUCUGCUGAGACAGCUGGAAAUGGCUUGUACAACUUCAUAGUGCCGUUACGUGCCUAUUACCGACCGCGGAAGGAGCUGAAUCCUAUUGUGCUGCUGCUGGAUAAUCCACCUGAUAAUCAUUUCCUCGAGGCCAUCUGCUGUUUCCCCAUGGUGUACUACAUGGCGGGAACCAUAGACAAUUUGGAUAACCUGCUGCAGUGUGGCAUCAUCUACGCUGAUAACCUGGUGGUGGUGGAUAAGGAGAGCACUAUGAGCGCAGAGGAAGACUACAUGGCGGACGCUAAAACCAUAGUCAAUGUGCAGACCAUGUUCAGGUUGUUUCCUAGUCUCAGCAUAAUCACUGAGCUAACUCAUCCGUCUAAUAUGAGGUUCAUGCAGUUUCGUGCCAAAGACUGCUACUCCCUGGCUCUCUCCAAACUCGAAAAGAUAGAGCGAGAUAAGGGCUCGAAUCUGGCGUUCAUGUUCCGCCUGCCUUUCGCUGCGGGCAGAGUCUUCAGUAUCAGCAUGCUGGAUACUCUGCUUUACCAGUCUUUUGUGAAGGACUAUAUGAUUCUCAUUGCGCGGCUCCUGCUGGGUUUAGACACCACUCCGGGCUCCGGAUACCUCUGUGCUAUGAAGGUAACAGAAGAGGACUUAUGGAUCCGGACGUACGGAAGACUCUUCCAGAAGCUGUGUUCCUCCAGCGCAGAGAUUCCCAUCGGGAUUUACCGCACCGAAUCCCACAUGUUCUCCUCUUCGGAGUUUAAGGAGAUUUGCAAACAGUCUCAGGUGUCUGUGGAGGACUGCGAGGACCAGCGAGACCACAGGGAAUCCUGGAAAGAGAAAACCGCCCACAGGAACUCCACAGGGAGCGACCAAUCAGAGCAUCCGCUCCUGCGCAAAAAAAGCAUGCAGUGGGCGAGACGCCUGAGCAGAAAAAACACCAAACCUCCCAGUCGAGCUGAACGCAUCAAUCAACAGCGCUUGAACCUGUACCGCCGCUCCGAGAGGCAGGAGCUUUCAGAGCUGGUGAAGAACCGCAUGAAGCACUUAGGCCUGCCCACUGUGGGAUACGAGGACGUAGCUAAUUUAACCGCAAGCGAUGUGAUGAACCGAGUAAAUCUUGGAUAUUUGCAAGAUGAAAUGAAUGACAAUCAGAACACGUUGUCAUAUGUGCUGAUAAACCCUCCGCCGGACACCAUUCUGGAGCUCAAUGACAUUGUCUACAUCAUCCGCUCUGAUCCACUGGCACAUGUCCCUGAAAAUCUCCCAGGGGCUCCAGCUGGAGCGAAGAUACGCCAAGACUAUCGACCUGAGACAAGGGAUGAGACGCAUCUGUAAGACCUGGAUGUUUUCAGUAGUCCUUCUUUCUCUGCAUAAAGAGAAUCAGGACACACAACUAACCAACCAACCCCACAGACACGAGCCAUGUGCCAACAACACAAUGCCAACUCCAGCUGCCCAACGGCCGAAAAUCCACCAUUUAAAACACUUCACAGAUUCCUCUUUUGUACGUCACAGAUAUGUAGAAUCUCAUGGCACAUUUCAGGUCUCUCUGAAUUUGGCCUGGUCAAUACAUUUUUGUAUUUAAGACUGCGAGGGUGGGGUGUUACGUUCAAUCACUUUGGACCAAACAUGAUGUCCAAGCACUUUGAAUUUAUAGGGCAGAAUAUAUAUCAGAAAUAUAAUGAAAAACAUUUUAUCAAGAGGGCAGCUCAAGACAGGAGAGAGCUGACCAGAGAGGACCAGAACACUGGAUAUCAACCUGAACACAAUUAGUUUACAUUAGUGCUAUAUUUUGUACACAUAUAGCACAAAUAUAUCUAUAUUUGUACAUAUGAGUUAGCCACAUAUUCUUUUACUUGCUCGGUGACCUCUCACAGUAUUUUGUUGCGAUUUCGUCCUCAAAGCACAAGGAGUUUUGCGUCACAUAUAAAUUGCUAAAGCUUUCAUCAUCACUGUCUGUUUUAAGUGUGCGCGUACACUAGUUUACAUGUGCUGAGAACAGAAGACCACUCAAGUUCACAUCUACUGCAAAAAAAUAAACCUUCAACCAAACAGAUGAUCUUUCAGAAGACUCAACUGCAGUCCACUGGACUUCAAGUGCAUUACAAGUAUUUCAUGGAUCUCGAUUGUGUGUUUUUGAAGAGAUGCCAAACAGUAUAAUAUACGAAUCAACUAUGAAACAGCGGGUUUAAACUCGUGAAUUAUUUUUGAGAUUCUCGAUAGAACAUAUUAUCAGAUGUCAUAUACUCUAUUGGAAGCCAUUGGUUUUUCUACUUCUAAGUUACUACUAUGUUUUUUCUGUUCUCUUACUCUCCACAACAGCACUUUUUAAAGAUAUUCCGUUACUUUAGUAUUAUUUAUGUUUGUGUGUCCAUAUUUAUGUUUUCGUGCAAACAUUAUUUAUGUUUUUGUCAUUGUUGAUGUUACUGAUACUUUAUGGAUUAC